Molecule: messenger RNA, 198 nt
Organism: Iphiclides podalirius (scarce swallowtail)
Lineage: Eukaryota; Metazoa; Arthropoda; Insecta; Lepidoptera; Papilionidae
Source: the annotation of a GenBank genome assembly
AUGUUAGGUAUAUUGCGUCGGUUCCACGAUAAAUGCGUCUCGCUCGAGUCGGCGGGCGAUUCCCCACGAUGCGGCGCGGCGUUGUGGAGGCCCGCUUGCCGCGAGGGCGCCGUUGCCGCUUUGCGCCAGCUGCGAGAGAAAGACCGAGCGCCUACCCUAUUAUUUACGCGCGACGUUGCCGCACCGAGCAGCCUACGU